AUGCUUCUUCAUGCCCUGCAGGGCUUUGUCAUAUUUCUGGGCUGGACUCUUACAAUCGCCGUGCUCACACAAGAUGGUCCAACAGAUGGUCGAACGGCAUACUAUUUUGCGCUGUGUUGGCUCACUGUUCCCGCCCUCAUCUACCUGGCCGCAGUGCCUUUAUGGCCACGAACCCAAAGAUUUGGUAAUGCGUACGCUUUCGCAGUGAUUGAUGUGCUCUUCGGUAUCCUCUGGUUUGCCUCAUGGGUGGCUGUUGCAUCAUAUGUGGCGGCAGGCAAAGUUGCUGGCAAGGAUGAUGACAAUGAUAAAGAUAAGAAGGGUAAGAGCGGCUGCGGAGCGUUCAAAUUCGGUACCCCUGCAAAAUGCAAUAUAAGCACAGGAACUGUCAUCUUGGGCGUGAUAAUCUGCCUCCUUUUUAUCGUUACUUCGUACAUGUCCAUUCGCAACCUCUCAGCAUACCGCCGCAGUGGUUCAAUGCUUUACGAAGGCGCUUCCGACCCGUCCUUCGCUGCUCACUCUAAAGCUGCCUUCUCCUCAAACCCAGCCCACGACUUCGAUUAUGAAGAUGACCGGGACGCUGAAUUCCGCUCCGGCCAGCGGUCUACAGAAGGCGUGAGCGUCAUCGGCGGUCCCUCCUCAUCUCUUGGAUACCGCCGCGACCAAGACGACGAGUAUACGCUGCUGCACAACGAGGCGGACGAUUUGGGAGGAAUGCCACAUGAAACCCCUGCACCACCGUCCAUGUACGAUGCCACGAGAGGCAAUGAUAACAGUAAUGCUCUAAAUAACACGCCGUUGACAAACGCCGGCGAUGCUAAUGCUAGCUAUUUACAUGAUUAUGACACUAGCUAUGGUGGCGCGUAUGCGGCCGGGGGCCGGUCGCAGGCAUCAGGGAGUUUCCAUGAUCAGUAUACGAACCGAUAG
Messenger RNA from Histoplasma capsulatum G186AR, 924 nucleotides. RefSeq lists its product as uncharacterized. Lineage: Eukaryota; Fungi; Ascomycota; Eurotiomycetes; Onygenales; Ajellomycetaceae. The transcript is spliced from 3 exons. The record is from RefSeq and is a predicted model, not a curated record. Bases 1 to 924 code for a protein of 307 amino acids.